Messenger RNA from Pelecanus crispus (Dalmatian pelican), 558 nucleotides. The record is from RefSeq and is a predicted model, not a curated record. NCBI's taxonomy places the organism in Eukaryota, Metazoa, Chordata, Aves, Pelecaniformes, Pelecanidae.
UGCUACGGGAUGACUUCCGCCAAAACCCUACAGAUGUUGUGGUGGCAGCUGGAGAGCCUGCCAUAUUGGAGUGCCAGCCACCUCGUGGACACCCUGAGCCUACCAUCUACUGGAAGAAAGAUAAAGUCCGUAUUGAUGACAAGUAAGAGCGGAUCAGUAUACGUGGUGGGAAGCUGAUGAUCUCCAAUACAAGAAAAAGUGAUGCCGGAAUGUACACUUGUGUUGGAACCAACAUGGUGGGCGAGCGAGACAGCGAUCCGGCAGAGCUGACUGUCUUUGAACGGCCCACGUUUCUCAGGCGACCGAUUAACCAAGUGGUGCUGGAAGAGGAGGCCGUGGAUUUCCGGUGCCAGGUGCAGGGGGAUCCCACACCCACAGUCCGGUGGAAGAAAGAUGAUGCAGACUUACCGAGAGGCAGGUAUGACAUCAAAGAUGACUACACUUUGCGCAUUAAGAAGGCCAUGAGCACAGAUGAAGGAACCUACACAUGCAUUGCUGAGAAUCGAGUUGGAAAAGUGGAAGCCUCUGCUACCCUCACUGUGCGAGCUCGCCCCGUUG